AUGGUUUACAUUCGCCAACAUCAUCUGCCUAAUUUGCGGAACUACAAAUAUGCUGGAAUCGAUCACUCGCUCAUCAGUCUGUACAUCCUCAAACCGUUCUAUAACAAAUGUGUGAUUGGGUGUUUUCCUAUGGGGAUGGCUCCCAAUGCCAUUACCUUGACCGGAUUCAUGUUUGUGGUUAUUAAUUUCAUCACUGUGAUGUGGUACAAUCCCAACUUGGACACGGAUUGUCCACCAUGGGUCUACGCGAGCUUAGCGUUGGGUUUGUUUUUGUACCAGACUUUUGAUGCCGUAGAUGGCAUGCAAGCACGGAGAACCAGGCAGAGUGGACCAUUGGGAGAAUUGUUCGAUCACAGUGUCGAUGCAUGCAACACCGGCUUGGGCGUUCUGAUCUUUGCGGCGGCGAUGAAUCUCGGACAAUCCUGGGCUACGAUCUUGAGUCUGUUUGGAUCGACCAUGACUUUCUACGUGCAGACCUGGGACGAAUACUACACCCAGGUCUUGACUCUGGGCGUCAUCUCCGGCCCUGUUGAGGGUAUCCUCACUCUCUGCACUGUCUACGCAUUCACUGCCUACAUGGGUGGCGGUAGCUUCUGGCACCAGCCGAUGUUGGAGACAUUCGGUGUGUCCAAGCCCGGCUUCAUGUCGCAGCAGAUUUAUGAGAUGCCUUUUACGCAGUGGUACCUGGUGUACGGUGCGUUUAUGCUUCUCUUUGCCAUCGGAUCGAGCAUUUUGCAUGUGAUGCAGGUGCGUCGCCAGCGUGGCAAGGACCCCAUUGCGCCGCUGUGUGGCCUCUUGCCCUUGGUGGCAAUCUGGACCCUUAUCCCCGCUUACCUGUACCUGAACCCGGCUGUCUUGGAGAACUACACGGUUGUCUUUGGAAUGUACAUUGGUCUGAUCAAUGCUUAUUCCGUCGGCCGCAUUAUUGUUGGUCACUUGGUGCAGUCUGGUUUCCCCUACCAGAACAUCCUGCUGUGGCCACUCGCUCUCGGUGUGCUGGACAGUGCUGGCCCGCUGGUCGGUCUUUGGUCCGAGCCUGUAUUCAGUGAAGGUAAUGGGCAGACGAUGUUCGUGUUCGGAUGUCUCGGUCUGGCGGUUGGAGUCUAUGGAAGCUUUGUGUUCGAUGUGAUCACUACCAUCUGCGACUACAUCGACAUCUGGUGCCUGACCAUCAAAUACCCGUAUGUCGAGGAGACAGACCGCAAGAACGGGUCGGCGACAAAGGCACAAGUGGAGGGUGCGUUAAAAAAGACGAUUUAA
Molecule: messenger RNA, 1260 nt
Organism: Penicillium longicatenatum
Lineage: Eukaryota; Fungi; Ascomycota; Eurotiomycetes; Eurotiales; Aspergillaceae
Product: aminoalcoholphosphotransferase
Exons: 6
Coding region: 1-1260 (419 amino acids)
Biological process (GO): phospholipid biosynthetic process
Cellular component (GO): membrane
Molecular function (GO): phosphotransferase activity, for other substituted phosphate groups
Source: RefSeq, a predicted model, not a curated record